ACACAACGAACUGAUCCACGAUGAUUGUGACGCUUCUUCCUUUCGUCCUCUUCAGGGCUGCUGUGGUCCAGGGGGCAGUGAGCCUCUGGGCUGAAGGCAGUGCCUCCAGUGGAGAGUGCAUCUGUAAAGCUUUCCUGCCCAACAGCACGUUCCCUAACGGACAGCUCGUCCUGCUAGAGAGCACAGCUGUGGAGAUCAAAUACAAGCUGGAAAUGGAGAUCAGCAAGGUUGAGGUGUACGAGGUUAAACUACAGGUCUACAUAGCAAAGAUGAAGAACCUGACGGUGCUGAUCGAGCUGAUGGAGGACGAUCCCGACUCCUACAAUGAGCUCUAUCUGGAGGAGGUGAAGAUCCAGAUCAAGCAGGUGGAGGCACUGAUUGUGGAGCUGCAGGCUUCUAUAAAGGCCUCCUCCAGCGUGCUUAUAACCAUACGUACACAGGUCAUCACUAUGAUUUCUGUGCUGACUCAACUGGAGAUCACCUACGACAAGAACUUGGUUCUCGUGACCCGUCGAGAAUAUUUAAUUCUUCAGCAGAAACUGGAGGAGUGUGAGAGACGCCAUAAUGAAAUCUUUAACCCCAACAUUGGAAUCUGCAAUCAUAGAGGAAUUAGACGAAUCAGCAAACCAAUCGUGAGCCAGCUGAACGCAGACCUGAACGGAGCCUUCAAGUAUGGCGGAUGGGGAAAAGACUCCAAGCCCUUGUCCGGCUCAGAGAGCAUGUACUGGUACUCCGGCAGCUCAGACACGCUGGUCAGCAAAAUCUCCCAGUACUCGGCCUACUACACACUGAUCACCAGGCAGAGCUUUAAAGCUCAUCUGCUGUAUGUGGAUCGCCAAUACGACUGGCGCGGCGCUGGAAACAACUAUGUAGUGAGGGAAAACAACCUGUAUUACCAGUACAGAAGCCCUUUCGCGAUGGCGAAGUUCAACAUGACCAGUGCAAAAGUGGAGUCCAAGGUGGUUCCCAAAGCCAGCGCCCAAUUCUCUUACCAUUACUCCGCCAACCAGAACCUGGACUUCGCCGCAGAUGAGUCUGGCCUUUGGGUAACUUACGCCACGGCGGACUCGAAGGGUAAACUAGUCCUAGGGAAGAUCAAUGAACAGUCAUUCGAAGUCGAGAAGGUUUUUCAGACCAGUGUUUAUAAACCAUCUGUCGGCAACACUUUCAUGGUGUGUGGGGUUUUAUAUGCCACAAGGUCUGUAGACACUAAAACCGAGGAGAUCUUUUACACCUUUGACACUCGUACAGAAACGGAAAGCUAUGUUAGCAUCCCCUUUGAGAAGUUCCAUGACUUCUACACUUACUUAGACUACAACCCCACCGAUCAGAAACUGUACAUGUUCAACAACGGUUACUACGUCAGCUAUCAUGUGUGGUUCAACCAGGAGGGCUCCGCAGAUAAAAACCUCGUUGACUGAGCAACUUGAGAAGUAUGAAUAUGAUGUUGUUCACCUGAUAAACACAGAGCAGCAGUAAAUGUGACGUAUUUGUGUUUGUGUAAUAAAGUUUGACGAGCAGAAUGA
This is a messenger RNA of Danio aesculapii, 1526 nucleotides long. It is a transcript of the gene olfm4.1, whose product is annotated as olfactomedin 4, tandem duplicate 1. The record is from RefSeq and is a predicted model, not a curated record. The transcript is spliced from 5 exons. NCBI's taxonomy places the organism in Eukaryota, Metazoa, Chordata, Actinopteri, Cypriniformes, Danionidae. Bases 21 to 1421 code for a protein of 466 amino acids. Gene Ontology annotation, biological process: signal transduction.